This is a messenger RNA of Volvox carteri f. nagariensis, 1788 nucleotides long. RefSeq lists its product as uncharacterized. The record is from RefSeq and is a predicted model, not a curated record. The coding region runs from base 1 to 1788 and encodes 595 amino acids. NCBI's taxonomy places the organism in Eukaryota, Viridiplantae, Chlorophyta, Chlorophyceae, Chlamydomonadales, Volvocaceae. Gene Ontology annotation, molecular function: methylenetetrahydrofolate reductase [NAD(P)H] activity; FAD binding. The transcript is spliced from 16 exons. Gene Ontology annotation, biological process: tetrahydrofolate interconversion. Gene Ontology annotation, cellular component: cytosol.
AUGAAGAUCAUAAACAAAAUCAACCAAAAGCUGAAGGAUGGUCAAACGUUCUUCUCGUUUGAGUUCUUUCCGCCGCGCACGGAGGAGGGUGUUGAGAACCUAUUCGAGCGGCUGGAUCGCAUGGUCGCAUAUGGGCCAAUCUUCUGUGACAUUACAUGGGGCGCUGGCGGUUCGACAGCCGACGUAACCCUUGACAUCGCAACCCGCAUGCAGAACCAGGUGUGCGUGGAAACCAUGAUGCACCUGACCUGCACCAACAUGCCGGUGGAGAAGCUGGAGAGCGCCCUCCUGGAGGUCAAGAAGGCUGGCGUCCACAACAUCCUGGCGCUCCGAGGCGACCCGCCCAAGGGCCAGGACAAGUUCGAGGCGGUGGAGGGCGGUUUCAGCUGCGCCCUCGACCUCGUCAAAUACAUCAGGAAGGAGUUCGGCGACUUGUUCGGCAUCUGCGUGGCGGGCUACCCGGAGGCCCACCCUGACGGCAUCGUGGACGACCCGGAGCUGAUGGAGCAGAACUACUGGGCCGACAUCGCCUACCUGAAGCAGAAGGUUGAGGCGGGUGGUGAGCUGAUCAUCACGCAGCUCUUUUAUAACACGGACAUCUUCCUCAAGUUUGUGGAGGACUGCAGGUCGGUCGGUAUCACGGUGCCCAUCCUGCCUGGCAUCAUGCCCAUCAUGACCUACGGAGGCUUCAAGCGCAUGACGGGAUUCUGCAAGACCAAGGUCCCGGCUGACAUUCUGGAGGCGGUUGAGGCGAUCAAAGACAACGAUGAGGCCGUCAAGAACUUUGGUGUCGACCUGGGUGUGAGGAUGUGUCGGCGGCUGCUGGAUGCGGGGGUCCCCGGUGUGCACAUGUACACACUCAACCUGGAGCGGUCCGCGGUGGGCAUCCUGGAGCGACUGGGACUCAUAGACACGGCCAGGGUGCCCAAGCCCCUGCCCUGGCGGCACGUACCUACAGGCACCGCCCGCGCGGCGGAGUCCGUACGGCCCGUGUUCUGGUCCAACCGGACCAAGGCCUACUUGAAGCGCACGCAGGGCUGGCCGUCGUACCCCACCGGUCGCUGGGCGGACCGCGGCGCCCUUCAGUACGGCAGUCUCGCUGACGUGCCGCAAUACAUGCGCCGUCACACCAGCACCGACGCUCGCAAGGAGAGGGCUCGGGCGGCGUGGGGCUCCUCCCUGGAGAGCGAGGACGACGUGAAGGCGGUGUUCGCAAAGUACUUUAAGGGCGAGGUGAAGUUGUUCCCGUGGAGUGAGGUGGAGGGGUCGCCGGAGGCUGCUGCAGGGGAGGAGGCCCUCAUUGCGUCUGGCUACCUGGUCAUCAACAGUCAGCCCAAGCUCAACGGGGUCCCCAGCACCGACUCGGCACACGGCUGGGGAGCACCCGGCGGUACACUGUACGGCAGGGCCUAUCUGGAGUUCUUCUGCUCACCGGCGGCAUGGGAGUCCUUGCGCGCACGGCUCGACGCGGCGCCUUCGGUGUCGUACCUGGCCGCGACGGCGGCGGGCAGCCCCCAGGGCAACCUCAAGCCUGACGACGUGGUGGCGCUCAGCUGGGGCGCCUUCCCGGGCAAGGAGAUUGUUCAGCCCACGGUUCUGUGCGCCUCCAGCUUUGGCGUGUGGAAGGACGAGGCGUUUGAGCUGUGGCUGUCCGAGUGGGCCGGGCUGUACGAGGAGGGCAGCCCCUCUCGCCAAUUGCUGACCGGAAUCCACGACAACUGGGUGCUGGUGUGCGCGGUGGAUAACGAUUACGUGGCUGGGGACCUGGCCAAGGUGCUGCUGGGCUGA